AUGGACAACUUGGAGUUGGUAGUUUCAUUUGUAGAUGACAGUCACUUUAUUCUUGUCAACAUUGGAAAGAGCACUGACACGCUACAACAAAUGGCAGUGCUUUCUUCCGGCAAGAAAAGGAAAUUAAAACGGCAAAGAAUUGAGGAAAAGAAGUCUCGGGCUCACAGGAGUUGGAAGUUUGAUACUACAGAAACCGGUGUGGCAGACUCACAGCCGUCAACCAGUGGCACUUCUGCAGAGGAGUAUGUCAAAAUGUUGCCAAGGUGGCAGCUGGAAAAGUCACUUCUGGCUGUAACGAAUCAUGACGUCACCAAAAUCCAGGAGACUGCGGCAGCGGCAGCGGCAGCGGCAGCAGCAGCAGGAGGAGACCCUGAUGGGACGCCACAACCACCAGCAUUUUGCCAGUGUGGCAACUGUGUGGACAUGCCCACACAGCUGGAACAGCUCUGCUGCAGGAAAUCACGUGGGUUAUGUGUAACUGUGGUGGCAGAAUUUGCCACCAUAUGCCUGAACAGAGCUGUUUUAGCGGUCGCUCUGUGCUACAGAGAAGACUUGCUCUGUCUACCAGAAGCACGAACCAACGAUGCAAUGCGCCAUGCGGCGUAUCGCCAGUUUGUAUACUGGAGAAUGGGUUCAACCGGUAAGGGACGAGUCGUGAUACCAUCAUGUGUUGUGAAUUCCAUUCGAAAUUCUCAUCCAUCAGAAAAUGAUCAUUAUACCGGAUUCCGUGUAGGAGCAGUUUCUACUAUUCGGCAACAUACUUUCGAUUAAGAAUAUACUUUCAACUAACGUCAACUUGUGUGGCAACAGUAAAUGCUAAGGCAGAUUCAUCAGUGUUACAAGGCAUAACGGUAUCACCACUUGUCUUCACUUAGCAGUUGAACCCAUUCUACACCGACAUGCUGCACAGCGAUAACAGUUUAUGUACGACUUAUCGUUAUCCUUUUCUAGAUUAUAUACGAACACGAUUUUAUCUGAGAAAAUCAAUAAUAUACAAAUGUUAAAUUUACGGGUCCUAUCUGUCACAUGUAUAGAGUUGCGUGAAAUGGCCAUCUUGUCACGUGGUCUCGUUGUAGCGCCGUUUCCUGCAAUUGAUGUACAGAUGUAAAUUAGUUAUAUUCAUGUCAAAGUAAAUAUUGCAGCAUAUUUAUAUAAACUGAAAACAUUGUUUAGUAGCAUAUAAUCUAUUUCUUUUAACGUUUGGAGUAUAUAAUAAUUACCAUGGAAUGUUUGCAUUUCCAAAUUAUUAUUUCUCAGGAAUGUACCCUUCCCCUUGAGAUAUAUUGUUUGUUUAAUGAUUUUUCUAUAAAUGCCCUUUAUGAUAUGUUAAAAUCACUUGCAUAUAAUUAUAUGGGUAUUUUUUUAAUUAAAAAUUUAAGCAAG
Molecule: messenger RNA, 1383 nt
Organism: Priapulus caudatus
Lineage: Eukaryota; Metazoa; Priapulida; Priapulimorpha; Priapulimorphida; Priapulidae
Product: P2X purinoceptor 7-like
Exons: 5
Coding region: 1-771 (256 amino acids)
Source: RefSeq, a predicted model, not a curated record